Molecule: messenger RNA, 369 nt
Organism: Ambispora gerdemannii
Lineage: Eukaryota; Fungi; Glomeromycota; Glomeromycetes; Archaeosporales; Ambisporaceae
Source: the annotation of a GenBank genome assembly
AUGGAACUUGGAAUCCUCGUGGACGAAAAUUCAUUAAAAGCGAUAUCUCGAUUUGUCUUGCGCUGUGUUCAGGAGAAAUACUUGCCUCGUCUGGAUGUCGAAAACAUUGUUACAUUGGGUUUAAGACAACGGUUCUGGGCCUACUAUCGCAAUGUGUUGUCGCUGACAAGAUCCAGGAAAGUCCUUACUGCAACAUAUCAUGAACACAUCCGACCGGUGAAGGCAGCGAGGAUCACCCAUAAACUUGUACAGUUAAUCAACAUGGCAGUAGAAAUAUUUAUAGAAACCGCGGACGAAAAAGAAGGCAUCGAGAAGUUUAAGUUGAAGAGAAAAUUUUGGAAAUGCGUCAAAUUGUCAAAGAACUUUUAA